GGUCACACACAGGACCAAGAAGGAGCAGGACCUCAGCAUUUGACCCUUUAUUACAAAUGGAGGAACAUGAAGAUAUUCAAUACUGUUUUCAAGAUAGAAACUCUUCCUGCAGAAAGGCUUUGCUAUGGACAUCUAUCUACAUAACACUGUACAUCUUCUUCUCAUUGAUUUCAGCAGUUACAGUAUUUUUGAACCUACUGGUGAUCAUCUCCAUCUCUCACUUCAAGCAGCUCCACACUCCAACCAACCUACUCAUCCUCUCUCUGGCUGUGUCAGAUCUCCUGGUGGGAUUGAUUGUGAUACCAGUAACGACUGUAGCAAUAAUGGAACCAUGCUGGGGUUUUGGAGAAUAUUUCUGUGUGUUUUAUUUCUACAUCACUUGUUUAUGUGCUUCUUUAUCUCUGGGCAAUUUGGUCUUGAUAUCUAUUGACCGCUAUGUUGCUGUGUGUGAUCCCUUAUUGUACCAGUCUAAAAUAACAAUAACAAGAAUGAUGUGUUGUAUAUCCAUUACCUGGUGGUGUUGUAUCAUAUAUUAUGCUGCUACUGUAAACAUUUUUGUAAAUGUACAGGUACCAAGUAGGUGUUUGAAAGAAUGUUUUAUUGUUGAAGGAGUAACCUGGGGUACUGUAAUUGACCUUGUAAUUACAAUGGUUGUCCCAUGCUCUAUUAUUAUAACACUUUAUAUGAAAAUCUUUGUGGUGGCCAGAUCACAGGCCAGAAAGGUAUUUUCAAAAGAGGCUGCCAGUGUGUUUGGUGUUAAAACUGUACAGGCAAAUAAGUCUGAGAGAAAAGCAACAAAAACUCUAGCUAUUGUUGUUUUCACCUAUCUAAGCUGUUGGAUUCCAUUUCAUUUGUAUUUACUUUUUCUUUUAAUUGACAAUUUAUCAUCAUUCAUCAUCAGCUUUUUGCCACUUCUUAAUUCCUUAAUUAAUCCAAUAAUUUAUGCUUUCUUUUAUCCAUGGUUCAAAGUGACAUCUAAGCGUAUUUUAACUCGGUUGAAGUUAAGGUGUUCAUAGUUCCUAUGUUUUUAUUCAUAAGUUUGACAAACACAGGUUAGAUAUAGUCAUGUUAUACUGUCAUGUUGUAAUUGCCUCAUUCAUGUAACAAUACGCUGACAUUACUUAACGCUGUGUUGUCAUAAUAGAUACAUGUGAUGUUGAUACAGAAAGAUUUGACUGGUUUGGAAAGGAAUGACUUGGAGAAGGCAUAAGAAGGCAUUAGCUUGUUUUGUUAAAGACAUUGUAAUACAUUUGGGGUGUAUAUUCCAAAUGACAAAGUCUCUGGUUGAUGCAUGUUAUUAAUGAUAAAUGGUAUGUAAGAUUUCUGAAAGUACAUUUUGAGGACGUCAUGGAUCAUUCCAUACGUUCUUUAACAUCACCCUCUAGUAGGUCAUAUGAUUGAGUGUAGUCUGGCCCAGGAAUGUGAAAGUGAAUGGAAAGGAUCUGUAGCAACGAACCGCCCUUGCUGUCUCUGCCUGGCCGGUUGCCCUCUCUCCCCUGGGAUUCUCUUCCUCUAACCCAUUACAGGGGCUGGGUCACUGGCUUACUGUUCCUCUUCCAUGCAGUCCCGAGGAGGGGUGCGUCACUUGAGUGGGUUGAUUCGCUGACGUGAUCUCCCUGUCUGGGUUGUUGCCCCCCCCCUCCAGUUGUGCCGUGACGGAGAUCUUUGUGGGCGAUACUCGGCCUUGUCUCAGGAGGGUAGGUUGGUGGCUGAAGAUAUCCCUCUCGUGGUGUGGAGGCUGUGCUUUGGCAAAGUGGGUGGGGUUAUAGCUUGCCUGUUCGGGCCCUGUUUGGGGUAUCAUCGGAAGGGGCCACAGUGUCUCCUGACCCCUCCUGUCUCAGCCUCCAGUAUUUAUGCUGCAGUAGUUUAUGUGUCCGGGGGCUAGGGUCAGUCUGUUAUAUCUGGAGUAUUUCCCCUGUCUUAUCCGGUGUCCUGUGUGAAUUUAAGUAUGCUCUCUCCAGUUAUCAGCUGUGCUGCUGCUCUAGUUUAAUCUGUUCUGCCUGCGGCUAUGGAACCCUGACCUGUUCACCAAACGUGCUACCUGUCCCAGACCUGCUGUUUUCAACUCUCUAGAGACAGCAGGAGCGGUAGAGAUACUCUCAAUGAUUGGCUACGAAAAGCCAGCUGACAUUUACUUUGGAGAUGCUGACUUGUUGCACCCUCGACAACUACUGUGGUUAUUAUUAUUUGACCAUGCUGGUCAUUUUUGAACAUUUGAACAUUUUGUCCAUGUUCUGUUAUACACCUGCAUUGCUUGCUGUUUGGGGUUUUAGGCUGGGUUUCUGUACAUAUAUCAGCUGAUGUAAAAAGGGCUAUAUAAAUACAUUUGAUUUUUUUUAUUGGGUCAUAUGGGACAAAAUGCCUUGAAAAAGUGCAGUAACGUUUACAUGUAAAACACUGCAUGAUAUCAGAUUACGUCCUGGUCUCACUCAAUGGUGUAUUGUAGUAGUUGAUGGUAAAAUGUAAGAAGAUGCAAAUAUGGGUAACCCUUUAUAAACACAUUCAGUAAUAAACCAUUUGUAAGGUAUUUACAGUUUGUUCACCAUGUAUUAUCAUUAAUAUUAAGCCCACAUUAGUUAAAUGUUAGUCAGCUUGGUAUUCUCACAUUUAUAAAUUACUACUAUAUGCAUUAAUGAUUAAACACAACAGUGCAGGAGACCACAGCAGACACUUCAAGCUCAACAUACUGGUUAUGAACACUACCACUACUCUCACUACAUCACUGCUGCUAGGUCAGGGGUCACACCAGAUCAGCUCUGUCAGAUGCUGUUGAGUCUGAAUUUAAUAUAGAGAUUAGUAAGACUUUAUAAUAGCACUUUAUAAUAAACAUUUUAGAAUGCAUUAGUAAAUAGUUUAUUCAUCAAACAUUUAUCAUCUCCCAGAUGUGUUUGAUACAUUGAUACAACCAGUUUGUGCCCAGUGGGUGUAAAACACUGCAGUAAAAAGGUUUGAAAAUGUAGCUUUUUCUUCCCCAGUAAUGAUAAAUGCCCUCUAUAAACUAUUUACCCAUCCAUUCGAAAAUGUUUAUUACAAAGUGCUAUUAUAGAGUAUUACUAAUCUCAAUAUUCAUUCAGACUCAACAGCAUCUGGGAGAGCUGCUCUGGUGUGACCCCUGACCUGAGCUAGUCAUUCAAACAUUCAUAAACAACUUUUAUAGUAUGUAAUAAUGAUUUGUAAGAUCAUUCAUAAGAUGUUUAAUAAAUGUCCUUAUAAACCAU
Messenger RNA from Oncorhynchus keta (chum salmon), 3218 nucleotides. RefSeq names its product trace amine-associated receptor 13c-like. The transcript has a single exon. Gene Ontology annotation, molecular function: trace-amine receptor activity. NCBI's taxonomy places the organism in Eukaryota, Metazoa, Chordata, Actinopteri, Salmoniformes, Salmonidae. Gene Ontology annotation, cellular component: membrane. Gene Ontology annotation, biological process: G protein-coupled receptor signaling pathway. The record is from RefSeq and is a predicted model, not a curated record. The coding region runs from base 57 to 1016 and encodes 319 amino acids.